AAUAAACGUAGGCUAUCCGUCAGAGAAAUUGUUGUGAUAUGUUUCAUGAUAUGUUACGUAGUUAUUUCUCAACCUUUAAGCCUCAGUGUUUGAUAACUCGAAACUUAGUGUGGAGCUGAUUAUAAGUCUGUAACGGGACUGUAUUCUGAACAGUUACAAAGAAUGGAAUUUUUGAAAGGAGAUGAGAAUACCGAAGUUCUCCAGAAAGUUACUAAAUUGAUGCAAAGUUUCGAAAACCAGGUGGAGAGCUUAAAAUCCGAAGUCAACAGUGGUGAUCUUACAGAAAAGAUUAAAUCAGGCACGUCAAACGAAACAGUUAUACUGCAAGAUCUACUCAACACAAACUUACCAGCUUUAGCAAUCGUUCUUGAUAAACUUUUGGAACAGAAAGAUGAUUUGUCAGUUCAGAAACGACUGGAAUAUCUUGGACUUCGUCAACAUGUAGCAAUGUCCUUAGAAACAUUCACUAAGGCAAGAACAAUAGCUGAGGAGAUGUAUCAACUUGCUAAAGAUUUACAUCAAUCAACAACAACAUAUUAUCUUGAUGCUCAAGUAGCUAUAACUACAGCAUAUAACUCACUAUUCCAGGCCUGCAUAUGCUGUUUUCUUGUUUGCAGGUACCAAGGAGCUCUAGAAGAAGCAAAGAAAUACCUUGACGAAGCAAAAUGUGUAGCAGAAAAGUCUAAUAAUGAUGAUGACCACCAGAUGGCGCUUAUUCAUCAUGCAGAUUGGCUAUUGGCCAAAGGAAAUUUGAAUUAUGCCAUCAAUGAAUUUUUAGAUCCCCUGCUUCAUAAGAAAAACCUGAGUAUGAAAAACAAAGGAUUUUUAUUACAGAAACUUGGAAAUGCCUGCCGCUCCGCAGCUCAGUGGGGACCUGCUAAGCAUCAUUUGAGAGAAUCUAUCCGUCUGGCUCAAAGUCUAGGAGAUAAAGUGGCCGAAUAUGACCGGGCUACAGAUCUUGGAAAUGUGUACAGAUCUGAAGGAAGAAUUUCUGAUGCCAUAAAGCAUCAAUCUCGUCACAUGGCUUUUGCAUUUCAAAGAGGGGACUUGUGGGGUCUGUCAGUAGCGUGUUUCAACAUGGGAUUUGCAUACUUCUCCAUUUCCCCUAAGCCGGAUUUAGAAAGAUCCAUGAUCUUUUUAGUUGUAAAGAAUAUCCUGUCUUUGAGAACACACAACGAACCCCUUCGAGGAAUCGCUUUAAGCAAUUUAGGAAAAGUGUUUUGUGCUUUAGGUCAGUACGAAACUGCAAUAAAAGCCUUACAAGAAGGUGUCAACGUUGCUAAGGCAACUGGGAAUAUUGCUGGUGAAGGGAUGGCUUACGGAAAUAUAGGUACAGCAUUUAGACAUCUUGGCAAAUUUGACGAAGCUAUAAUACAUCAUGAAAAGUACAGAGUGAAUGGAUUACAGCGAGGAGAUGACGGAGGUGUCGCCAUCAUGCUACGAGAAAUGGCUUUAGACUACCUGUUGAAAGGGGAUUUAGAAAAUGCUGAGAUGCAGGUAAAAAAGGCCAUUAUCACACUUGAAACUAUUCGUACAAAACUGGGCACUGAAGAUUCCUCAAGACUAGCAAAUUUUGAUAAAAACCAAGCAGAAGCAUAUAAUUUCCUUCAGGUUAUUUUAGUGAAGCAGGGAAGGAUUAAAGAAGCUUUGGCGCUUUCAGAAUUUGCUAGGGGAAGAGCUAUUACGGAUGUCAUAAGGGACAACUCGCUGAAAAAUCUGAAAGAUUCACCAUCUUCGUGGUUGUGGAGAGACGACAUCAUUCUCAAAACUGAGAUGAGAGAAGAAUUGGUUAACGACAUCAUUCAAGACUUUUAUUCAACUGCAGACUUGCUAAACUCCAGCUUUUUGGUGUACUCUGUUGUUAAGAGUUACACCCCCGACAGAAAGCCAGAGAAGAUGUUGUAUAUCUGGGUCAUCAAAUGUUCUGCGCAUGUGCAGGAAGGAGAAGAUAGAAUCGGGUUUGCAAGUGUACAACUGAAAGAAGAAAAUUUUGACAGUAAACUUGUAGAGGACAACAAAUUUUUUUCAAGUUUAUGUCGUUCCUUUGCAUAUGUGAAUCUGUCAAAUGAUGAAAUUCUCAGACCGUUAGUCUCGGAAAAAAACACAGAUACAAUUACCCAAGAAGAACCAGAAGACGUUGACGACGUGAUCCCAGACUUUCCUGACACGAAAAGCGCUAAACACUUUGUUAGUUUGCUGAAUGCACUCAAGCUAGAUCAGAAGGAAACAGGCCGUGAAGAAGGAAGAAGUAAAGAUAAAUCUACUGAAAGUAGACGAGGAACGGAACUUUCAAAGGAUGGGGUUUUAGAAGACAACAGUUCUUCCAAACCCAACGAGAAAAUGUCUGAAAUUGAAAGGAUUACUAUUCUACGAAGCCAGUGGGAAAAGGAGGGCCAACAGCAGUUGAAACUGCUUUAUAGGAUCUGUAUAGAACCAAUAAUCCAAGUUCUGCCUACCUCUCGCGACGGGGUUUCUACACGGUUAAUUGUUAUUCCACAAGAAUUCUUGUUCAGUGUUCCUUUCUGUGCACUGAAGAGCCCAAACGGAAGAUAUUUUAUUGAAGAUUAUAUUAUAUCUUACGCUCCAAGUCUUCGUGCCAUGCGUCUUCUCCAUUUACGUAAUUCGCAUCUCCAAAAACUACAAGGAAAUCGAAAUCGAAGGGUUUUAGCUAUUGGUAAUCCAAAAAUGGCCGUAGGCAACCUUCCAGAGCUAGAGUUUGCCGCCAAGGAGGCUUUCAUGGUACAGAGAAUUUUUGGUGCUGAUGAUUGCACAGUAGCAACAGGAGAACAGGCCAAGAAAUCAUUUGUUUUGGAAAAACUCAAAGAAGUGGACAUUAUUCAUCUAGCCUCUCAUGCAGCACCACGUGACCCAGUGGUAGACGAAACAACAGUUGCUGACGGAGAUUACUUGAUGAGGGGUUUCGUUAUUCUGGCACCUUCAAGUGACCAGUGUGAAGGAAUUCUACUCGCCCGAGAAAUUGAGCAGGUGCCUUGCUCGUGUCAACUUGUCAUGCUUAGUUGCUGUGAAACUGGCUUAGGGAAGGUCACAGGUGAUGGCGUUGUAGGACUGUACAGGUCUUUUUUAGCAGCUGGAGCUACUGGAGUGGUUGUUACUCUAUGGGAAAUCAGAGAUGAUAUUACUCUAGAAUUUAUGGAGACGUUCUACAAUCAUUACAGAAACAAAGACGACGUUCCAGCAGCUCUGAGAGCGGCCAUGAUGUAUCUGUUAAAAGACAGAGAGCUUCCCCCAAGUCAGUGGGCGGCCUUCUCACUCAUAGGUGUUUCUAGAGAAAAGAAAACAAUGUAAUCGCUUCGAAUUAAACCUAUUUUAUUUGUAAGGAUUUCUUGUCAUCCAAGCCGACCAAAAAGAAGAACAAAUAUCCAGUCCUCGAAACUUAUCAAUAGAAAUACUUAAAGAUUUCUGUAGUAUCAGUUAAAAAUGAAUUAUUGUCGAAAUGUGAAAACAAAAGUAUGAUGUAUUAUAAUAAAUUAACCAAAUCUCACUCAAA
Limulus polyphemus (Atlantic horseshoe crab) is the source of this 3508-nucleotide messenger RNA. RefSeq names its product tetratricopeptide repeat protein 28-like. Lineage: Eukaryota; Metazoa; Arthropoda; Merostomata; Xiphosura; Limulidae. The transcript has 19 exons. Gene Ontology annotation, molecular function: protein binding. The record is from RefSeq and is a predicted model, not a curated record. Bases 163 to 3306 code for a protein of 1047 amino acids.